AUGACGGCGCUGGAGAACCGUCUCACCGCCGCCUUCGCUCAGGUCCUCGCUUGGCUGGAUCGCCUGGACGUGACGGUAAGCCCACCGCAACCCGCGCCUCAAGCGGACCAACCUGGCUCAGGACCAGUUCCAGCCCCAGCUCCGGUUCUCGGGCCCGCUCAUAGAGAGCCCAAGCUAGCCCCCCCCCCCCGAAGUCCUAUGAGGGUUGAGUUCGAGCUCUGCCGUGGCUUCUCAGUCCAGUGCGAGCUGGUAUUCCGCCACCAGCCCAGCCGUUACACUUCAGACGGCGCUAAGGUCGCCUUUAUCAUGUCCCUGCUUACGGGUAAGGCUCUCAGAUGGGCCACGGCUGCCCUAGACCAGAAACCCGCCCUAUCUUCUGAUUAUGCAGCCUUUUUCAGGGAAUUCAAGAGUGUGUUCGAUCACCCCAUUGGUGGCUGUGACGCCACCGCCCGUCUCUACACCAUCAAUCAGGGCUCUCGUUCGGUGGCCGAAUACACGGUCGAUUUCCGAGUCCUGGCCGCAGAGUGUCGUUUGAAUGACGAGGCCCUGCUGAAUGCAUACAGGCGGGGCUUAAGCGAGGAGGUCAAGGAUGGACUUUUUAGAGACUGGCCGGCGACCUGCAAUGAGUUAAUCGGCCUGGCUGUGAAGAUGGACCAACGCCUCCAGGCAAGGCGAGACGAACCCGCUCGAGCUCAGCGCCAGUCCCUCACCCCUCCCCGGGGCACCCCCCAGUCACCUCGACCCCUCCGGGAUCCCCAGCCAGCACCAGCAGCUCUGCCCACUCCCUCGCCACGACCACCUGAGUCUGGGGUGGAGCCCAUGGAGGGGGCUCGGUCACGCCUCACCGGGGCUGAGCGCGAACAGCGCAUGCGAGGCCGGCUCUGUUUGUACUGUGGGCAGGGCGGACACUUCAUUCGGGACUGUACCACACAAAAGCAGUCUCUGCCUAUCGGCGCCUUUAUCGACUCUGGAGCCGACGGGAGUUUCAUUGACGGGGCCGUAGCUCGGCAGGCUGGCAUCAGUCUCACCCCGCUGGAGACCCCUAUUGAGACCCGCUCGCUGGAUGGACGCGCUCUCUGUCACAUCACUCACACCACUGAGCCUCUCAAGCUAACUGUCUCAGGCAACCAUGUCGAGACAAUCCGCCUCCUUGUGUUCACUGCUCCCUCCUCACCACUGGUUCUCGGGAGGCCUUGGUUGCAGAGACAUGACCCCAACAUCGCCUGGUCCUCCGCUUGGAUCAUUGGGUGGAGUGUUGCGUGCCACGCGAACUGUCUCCGCUCCGCCUCCUAUCCUCCUGGGGCUCCUAAGGCUGAGCCUCCUCCUCCAGACCUCUCCGACAUGCCCGAGGUUUAUCAUGACCUUGCGGCUUCCUUCAGCAAGACAGAUGCGCUCUCUCGGCUCCACCCAGGGGCAUCUACGAAGGAUGGCACCCAGGAGGGUGCCCUGGACACCAUCCUGCCUCCCACCCGUGUUGUGGGCGUCGUCACCUGGGCCAUCGACUCUCUGAUCAGGACCGCCCAGCAAACUCACCCCAGCCCUGGUAACGUUCCCCCUAACCGUCUGUUUGUGCCUGCCGCUGUCCGCUCCAGGGUUCUCGAGUGGGGCCACUCCAGCUGCUUCACCUGCCACCCCGGCGCUUCCAGGACACUGUCCUUCCUCCGGCGGCGCUUCUGGGCUCUGCGCAGUGUGCGUCUACACCCCCAGGUUCUUGUUGCUGUAGCAGCUGAUUCCUUGAACAGUCUACGGAGGAGUAAAAGAGAAUGGAUCAUUCCUCCAACCAAAGUGGAGGAAAACACGGACUACUCCCAGAAGCAGUACAUUGCCAAAAUCCGAUCAGAUCGUAAUGAUAAACAAGGGAACAUCUUGUACUCCCUGAAAGGGGCCGGAGCCGAUGAGGCUCCUUUCAACUUGUUUGUUGUGGACCCUGAAAAUGGCGAAGUUCACUUGACUGGAAGUCUAGACCGGGAGACCAUACAUCAAUACAAUCUGUCAGGUAUUGCCAAGUACAGGGAUGGCUCUCUGGUAGAGCCGCCCAUUGAAUUAAGGAUUGAGGUUUUGGAUCAAAAUGACAACGCUCCAAUUUUCCGUACAAUUGAACCAGCGGCUGUUGAGGAGCUCAGCCCUGCAGGUACUUUGGUCACGAAAAUCCACGCCUCAGACGCAGAUAAGCCAGGGCAUCUAAACUCCAAGAUAGCUUACACCAUAACUGACCAGCAGCCACCAGGACAAGAUAUGUUCUACCUCACCAGGGAUGGAGAUCUCCUCAUCAAAAACGCUGGACUGGACAGAGAGGCCCAUGACACGUAUGUUCUGAUCGUGAAAGGUCAGGACCUGGAUGGCAGCCCAGAGGGGAACACUGGAACUGGCACUGUCACCAUCCAAAUCAAAGACGUGAAUGACAACCCCCCCACUUUGGAGAAAGAGGAGUACGAGGGCAGUAUUGAGGAGAACACUGAGGGUGUGGAGGUGAUGAGGCUCAAAGCACAGGACCUGGACAUGGAGUACACGGAAAACUGGGAGGCUGUGUUUGAAAUUGUCAAGGGUAAUGAGGCUGGCUACUUCAGCAUCAUGACCGAUCCCAGGACCAACGAGGGUAUCCUCAUGCUGGACAAGGCUGUAGACUAUGAAGAUGUGAAGGAUCUUGAGCUGGGGCUGGCUGUGAGGAACAAAGCUCUGCUACAUCCUGCAGCCGGAGGUGGAAGUGGGGCAACAAUAGGAAUAGGUGGUGGGGGAGGAGCAGGAGGAGGAGGCGGUGGAGGAGGAGGCGGUGGUGGAGGAGGAGGAAGUGGAGGAGCAGGAGGUGGAGCAGGAGGAGGUGGAGGAACAGGAGGAGGGGCAGGUGGCAGUGGGACUUGGGGAACAUGGACAGGAACUGGAACUGGAGGAUCUUUAUGGUCAACUGGAACAACUUCCAUGGGAACAUUCAAAACGUAUCCGAUUAAAAUCAAUGUAAAGAACCAGCCCGAAGGGCCUCGUUUCGAGCCCAAAGUCAAAGCCAUUCCCCUGUCAGAAGGAGGUGAAACCAUCAACAUGAAUGACGUCAUUGCUACGUUCCCAGCACUGGACCAAGACACUGGGAAACCUGCUGAGAAUGUCAGGUAUGCCAAGGGUUUUGACCCUGACGGCUGGCUGACGAUCGAUCCAGAAACGGCUGAGAUUAAACUCAACAAGAUGCCUGACAGAGAGUCACCGUUUCUGGUGAACGGGACCUACGUUGCUAAAGUGCUGUGUAUAUCAGACGACAUGCCUUCUAAAACAGCCACUGGAACCAUCGCCAUCCAGGUGGAAGACUUUAAUGACCACUGUCCAACCGUCACCAGUGCAGUCCACACUACGUGCACCAGCAUUGGAGCUGUAACUGUGACUGCUAAGGAUGAGGAUGUGUUCCCUAACCAAGCUCCUUUCAGCUUCUCCAUUAUCCCAGAAGACACAAAGGGCCACUGGGUGGUAGAGCAUCUUAAUGACACCACAGCAGUUGUGCGUGCUAAAGAUGACUCCGUGUGGCCGGGUUCAUAUGAGGUGACAUUGGAGAUCAAAGACCAGCAGGGAAAGGCAUGCCCGGACCCACAGAAGAUCCAGGUGGACGUAUGCACCUGUGAGGAUGGAAAGACAUGUGGACCCCGCGGUGCUCGAAAAAGCAAAGGGUCAGAGUUAGGAGCAGCAGCUAUUGGGUUGCUCUUCCUGGGCAUGCUGAUGCUACUUCUUGCUCUUUUGCUGUUGCUCUUCUGCCAGUGUGGGCAGCCUGGGGGUCUGCCAGGGGGGUUUGCUGAAAUGCCCUUUGAUACCAAGUCGCACCUUAUAUACUAUCACACAGAGGGCCAGGGCGAGAACACGGAGGUGCCGCUACUGAACAUGCCAACACAGGUCGAUGGGGAGUUACGAAAAAUGGACAUGUUGGGUGCCAAGGCUGCACCAGGGGCUCAUGUUUUACCUGGAGAGUUUCAACAUUCUUCUUCGAUAAUUGGUGGGACCCUCUACCAAGAGGACCACAUGGGCGGCUACAGGGAUGGAACAUGGAGGACAGGGCAGGAUUGGGGCAGCGGUUUCUACUCGGAGUUUGAGAGCAGAGAGACUGGAGGAAUGAAUAAUGGCAUUGCCUUGCCAGACCGCUUCUUGGAACAGUACUAUGUCCAGAAGUUGCACUCUGGAGAAGAGAGCCAAGCGGUGAAGGACAGUCUGUUGGUGUAUGAAUAUGAGGGUCAAGACUCUCCUGUUGGAUCAGUAGGUUGCUGCAGCCUCCUGGAAUCUGACAAUGACCUACAAUUUCUCAACGACCUGGGGCCAAAGUUCAAGACCCUUGCUGAGGUGUGCAGUGGCAAGGAGAUUCAAACUGAAAUCAAACAAGACAACAUUGCUCCUCUUCCUAAGCCCACCAUCUCCUUUGAAACAGCUACAAAUACUGUGAGCACAGCGAGAAGCAUGGUGCAUGUGCAACAAGAGCCUCCACCCCAACCCCUCCUACCCCAAUCCAAGCCCCCUCCUCUGUCCCAGGCCACAAUCCAGCAAAAAGAGCCAUAUGUAGUGAGACAAUUGUCAGACCAUUCUCACACAGAUGGAAAACAGAUGGCAAACCAGGGCCAAACACUCCUGCUACAGCAACAGCCUGUAUACUACACCACCACACCUGUGCUACAGCCCAUGCACUACAUAGUUCAACCACAGCUUCAGAACACUAUGGUGCUUGCUGAGAGGCCGGCAGCUGCAAACCUGCAAGGGAUGAUAGUGGUCAAUGGUACAACAUCUGGGCCUCCCCAGGGCAUGUUGGUGCAGGAACAGAGGGUGAUGUCCAGUGGACCAGUCCACGGCCAGGGUAUGGUGCUUCUAGAGAAGGGUAAUAUUGGUAGUCAGGGAGUACUUGUGGAUGGUGCUGGUGUCGGCCUGAUCCACGCGGGCAACCAUGGCUCUCAGGCUAUGGUGGUGGUGGAGGAGGGCCAAAUCCCAAUGGUCAAUGGUACAACAUCUGGGCCUCCCCAGGGCAUGUUGGUGCAGGAACAGAGGGUGAUGUCCAGUAGACCAGUCCACGGCCAGGGUAUGAUGCUUCUAGAGAAGGGUAAUAUUGGUAGUCAGGGAGUACUUGUGGAUGGUGCUGGUGUCGGCCUGAUCCACGCGGGCAACCAUGGCUCUCAGGCUAUGGUGGUGGUGGAGGAGGGCCAAAUCCCAAUGGGCUCCAUGAGUAUGCUCCGGGGUAGCCAGGUGGUGCAGGGGGGAACUCUUCAGCAAGGGGGGUUCACAGGUUCUCAGAGUAUGCUGGUGGUAGAGGGGCAGCAAGUCAGUGGAGGGCAGAUAUUGCAUGAGGCAGGAGCGGCAUCCCAGGCUUUGUCCAAAGGAGUGGUCUCUCUCACAUUAAGUAAAGAAACCACUGGCUCUCGGAGCAGCGCAGCAGGAUGGAAUAUGUCUAAUACAACAGUGGACACAGACCAACGCCCUAACAGGGCACUGAUGCAGAAGAAAAGAAUGAUGACCACUGAGAAUGCUCAAGAAUAA
Molecule: messenger RNA, 5487 nt
Organism: Lampris incognitus (smalleye Pacific opah)
Lineage: Eukaryota; Metazoa; Chordata; Actinopteri; Lampriformes; Lampridae
Product: desmoglein-2.1-like
Exons: 16
Coding region: 1-5487 (1828 amino acids)
Biological process (GO): homophilic cell-cell adhesion
Cellular component (GO): desmosome; plasma membrane
Molecular function (GO): calcium ion binding; nucleic acid binding; zinc ion binding
Source: RefSeq, a predicted model, not a curated record